UCCUGGUUCAUAGGUUGAUGCUCAACCAUUGAGCCACACCAGCUGGGCAGGGUCUGUGUCUUAAUCACUAUUUUAUCUUACUUAGUGUCUGGCAUAUGAAAGAGAUGAGGUGGGUGGAUGGGAGGGUGGGUAACCAAUUGGAAAAUACUCUUUGGUGAUUCCCCUGAUUCUCCCCACAGUUUUUCCUUUACUUGGAGAAAAGCUCCCCAGUAUGGGCAGCGUCCCCCGGGUAUGGAAGAGCAUCUUACCCUGAUAGCCUUCUUUUCACCCCCAUCUUCCUGGAAACAGAAAGAACUUCAGGAACAGGGGGAGAUCAGAGUCAUCCAGCUGGGCUUCGACCUGGACGCCCACGGGAUUGUUCUCACCGAGGACUACAGGACCAGAGUCCUCAAGGCCUGCGAUGGCCGGUCCUACGCUGGGGCCGUGCAGAAGUUUCUGGCUUUGGUGCUUCCAGCCUGUGGGGACCUUAGCUUCCAGCAGGACCAAAUGACGCAGACCUUUGGCUUCAGGGACACAGAGAUCACGCAGCUGGUCAACGCCGGAGUCCUCACUGUCCGAGAUGCCGGGAGUUGGUGGCUGGCUGUGCCUGGAGCUGGGAGAUUCAUUAAGUAUUUUGUUAAAGGGCGCCAGGCUGUCCUUGGCAUGGUCCGGAAGGCCAAGUACCGGGAGCUACUCCUGUCGGAGCUCCUGGCCCGGCGGGCGCCUGCCUCGGUGAGACUCGGCCUUGCCUACCAUGUGCACGACCUCAUCGGGGCCCAGCUGGUGGACUGGUGAGUCUUGCCCCCAGCCUCUGGCAGUGAGAGCAACAACCCAGAGCAGAGUGUCUCAACCACUUCUGGAACCCUUCUGCGCCUGCCGGAGACGUGAGGGUCUGCUCACCGCGACAAGCCUUCCCGGAGCCGGGCCUGGGGGCCAGGCGUGCUGCCCAGCAGGGGCCGAGCCAGGGUCACCUUGCGAAAGCUUGGCCAGGAGGAUGCGCGAUGGACCCGAGGACGUGCAGUGCCAGGCGUGACUGCUGCUGUUGACCUGGGCUCCGGGCCAGGGCGGGGUUUGGGCAGUGCUUCGGGGGCCUGUGGACAUGGAGCCAGACCCCAUGCCAGGGCCAUGGCCGCUGCCUCUGGGGCAGCACGGUGCUGCUGUUACUGUCUUGGGGUAGGAAGGCGGGGUUUCCGAGGGGCAGGUGAGGGGGGCGGGGUUCUCUGCCCUACAUGUUGGAUUGAAACAGCCAAAUAAAGUACUUCUGCUGGUGCUC
Molecule: messenger RNA, 1252 nt
Organism: Myotis brandtii (Brandt's bat)
Lineage: Eukaryota; Metazoa; Chordata; Mammalia; Chiroptera; Vespertilionidae
Gene: WHR1
Product: serine/threonine kinase 19
Exons: 5
Coding region: 118-774 (218 amino acids)
Biological process (GO): protein phosphorylation; positive regulation of Ras protein signal transduction
Molecular function (GO): protein serine/threonine kinase activity
Source: RefSeq, a predicted model, not a curated record